This is a messenger RNA of Aspergillus clavatus NRRL 1, 273 nucleotides long. Its product is annotated as FAD binding domain protein. Bases 1 to 273 code for a protein of 90 amino acids. The transcript has a single exon. NCBI's taxonomy places the organism in Eukaryota, Fungi, Ascomycota, Eurotiomycetes, Eurotiales, Aspergillaceae. The record is from RefSeq and is a predicted model, not a curated record.
AUGGUCGAGUUCAUCGCGCAGAACCGCCGGCUGAAGGGCAAGGUGCACGCUCUCGGAGGCAAGAAAUGGCUGUAUGCGCAUGCGUACUACACCGAGGAUGAGUUCUGGCCCCUCUACAACAGGAGCGAGAAUGACCGGCUCCGCGAUAGGUAUCAUGCUUCGUACCUGCCGGGUUGUAUCAGAACAUUCGCGUGGAUCCGACUGCGCACGAGGAUCAAGGGAAUAGAGGAUGGGGAUCCCUCACGGAAGUUAUCUGGGAUGUCUGGCCUGUAA